This is a messenger RNA of Pterocles gutturalis (yellow-throated sandgrouse), 812 nucleotides long. Its product is annotated as AP-3 complex subunit sigma-1-like. The transcript is spliced from 3 exons. The record is from RefSeq and is a predicted model, not a curated record. The coding region runs from base 1 to 294 and encodes 97 amino acids. NCBI's taxonomy places the organism in Eukaryota, Metazoa, Chordata, Aves, Pterocliformes, Pteroclidae.
AUGAAUGUGAAAGUUGCUUCUAGCAUUGAUAAGCAAAGUGGUGUAGCUGAUGAGUUUGUCCAUAAUAUACUGGCCGAAAUGGUCAUGGGUGGAAUGGUUUUGGAGACCAACAUGAAUGAAAUUGUCACUCAGAUUGAUGCUCAAAAUAAACUGGAGAAAUCUGAGGCUGGUUUAGCAGGAGCUCCAGCCCGGGCUGUUUCAGCUGUAAAGAAUAUGAAUCUGCCAGAGAUCCCAAGAAAUAUUAAUAUUGGUGACAUCAGUAUAAAAGUGCCAAACCUGCCCUCUUUUAAAUAACAUGGCUACUCCAGGUAAAACCAAGGAAGAAGUGUAAUAGAGAUUUACUGCAUAAUUGUUUACUAAAUAAACAACAUGUCUAACUUUUACUAUUUGGAUAAAACUCAAGGUACUGCAUAGACAUAAUUUGAAAAAUCAGUGUGUGGAGUUGAAUGUUGCUUUUGUCUUGUUUGUGAAAUUAAAGAAAAUGGGUAAUUAUUGUGUGAUUUCUAAAUUACAUUCCUAUGCCCUUAUAAGGCAUAUCACUGUGUCCUGGCUGCUGCAGUAUUUUGGGAAUGUAUUUAAGAUGUUCUUUACUUUGUACAACCUAUAAUGCUGAGUUUUUUGUAUAUUCGCUAUGGUCUAUAAUUAGUGCAUUCCUUAACUACUACUGCUGUUCGUCAUGAUUAUUUAAGACUUAAGUGCAAAUGUUGCAUGAAAACAUUUAACUCGUUUUGUUUAAAUAAAAUAAUAACAAACUGGACUUCUAAAUACCUGUUUGAAAUCUACUCUUUGCAAUAAAUCAUGUUAUUUCCUAU